Messenger RNA from Clunio marinus, 999 nucleotides. NCBI's taxonomy places the organism in Eukaryota, Metazoa, Arthropoda, Insecta, Diptera, Chironomidae. The record is from the annotation of a GenBank genome assembly.
AUGAUGUGGAAUGAAGGUUGGCAACUCAAUGAAAAUGGAUAUACUCCAUAUCUUCUCAGUUGUAAGAAUCCAGUUGCCCACAUCCCAACUUCAGUAUCGCUUGUGGAGAAGCCAUGUGAAGUCCCAACAAACAAUCUUAAAAUUAUUUUUAAUGAACCAGAAAAUGGUUUGAAGAAAUCAUUUGCAGUUUGUGGUAAGGACAUGAUCUUCAAAGAAGACAAAAGUUUGCAGCUUAUUGAAUGGAUUGAAAUCCUUUCGAUUCUAGGAGUUGACAAAAUAUUCUUUUAUGUUGUUGAAAUACCUCCUCAAAUGAUGAAAGUUUUGAAAUAUUACGAAUCUAAAGGAAGAGUUGGAAUAGAAUUCAUUUCAGAUGUGACUUUGCCAAGUAAUCAAAACAAAAGUGAAAUUCAAAGAAUUCAGAAUUUGAUGGUGUCACUUAAUGAUUGUUUCUUGAAGCACAUGAAUGAGUACAACAUAAUUUCAGCGUUAGAUACAGAUGAAAUGAUUUUACCUACCGAUGAUAAUGACAAAACAUGGCACGAACUUCUUUCCCGCAAGCAGAAAAAUGACGACCUUCCUCCCGCUUACGUUUUCGAUAACUUAUUUUUUCUUACUGACAGCAUUCGAGGCAAUGAAACUCAAGCUGAAGUUCCAGAAGAAUUCUUUUUUCUGCAGCACGUUUUUCGAGCUCAGAAUUUCUCAAGAAAAGGUGCCGGUUCUAAAUCAUUUUUCAAUACUGAGAAAGUUUUAGUGAUUCACAAUCAUUUCCCAAUGAUUUGCUUCGAUAGAGGUGUUCCCAGCUACGCUUGCCGUUUUCAAUACAUGCCCACUGAAUUUGGACGUCUUCAACAUUAUAAAACAGGUUGCGGGGGUGGUUAUAACAACGAAGAGUGUGAAAACUUUAAACACAAUGUUGUGAAAGAUCUCCUGUUAUGGAAAUAUAAAGACGAAAUUAUUGACAAUACUUUCGAUGUUACUGCAAUGAUCAAUAAUAAUUAA